Dromaius novaehollandiae (emu) is the source of this 4920-nucleotide messenger RNA. Its product is annotated as cytochrome P450 1B1. The record is from RefSeq and is a predicted model, not a curated record. The transcript is spliced from 3 exons. Gene Ontology annotation, molecular function: steroid 17-alpha-monooxygenase activity; iron ion binding; heme binding. Gene Ontology annotation, biological process: progesterone metabolic process; hormone biosynthetic process. Bases 1036 to 2664 code for a protein of 542 amino acids. Lineage: Eukaryota; Metazoa; Chordata; Aves; Casuariiformes; Dromaiidae.
CCUCCGCACGCAACGGGGAGGCGACAGGCGGAGGAAGGGAAGCUCUCCGGCUUCCUCAGCCGCGAAGAUGAAGGCGAGACUUUGCCUCCUGACACAGAGGGCUGCGAGCCCGCCCGCCACCCCGCUUCCCUCCCAGCAGCUCCUCUGCUAAAACUUUUGGCCCGAGCCAUAAAAGCAUCCGCGGCUGAGCCGCUCCACUUGGCUUGGGACCAAGGGCAGCUGGCAAAUAGCUGGGACCCCUCAAGCCAAGGGAAGGGCCAGGCAGCGGCGAUUUGUCAGUGGGGCUAACUGCGGCACGCCCGCACCGCACCGCGCUGCGCGCCGCGGAUGCUGGUGGAUUUAAAGGCGCGAGUACCAAAGCCAGGCGCGGCUGCUCCGGCUCCCGCUAAGCCUCGGGGGACCGGGCCGUCCUCCCUGCGCUCUCCGAGCCGCUCGCAUCCGCUCUCGGCAGCAGGUCGCCCCGGGCCGCCCACCCGCUCCGCAGCGGCUCGCCGCUGUCGGCCGAGCAGCCGGGCGGCACCGCAGCCCGCUCGCCCGCGCUCAGCGGGGCUGCGCUAGGCAGGUGGCUGCCUGCGGGGCGAGCUCCGAAGGGUUAAAACGCUGGGAAGGUGAUAACUCUAUGCUGGGAUCGGGUGCAACUGGCAUUUGCCUGCACAUGACCUGCCAAGCUCCGGGUGACAGGAACCUGGGCUCCUAAUGAGUUUCCCACAGUCUGAGAUCUGAACGUCGCUGCUGCUGCUGCGCUCUCCUCCCUGGGGCUGCCUGUUACCGCUGCCGCAGGCUGCUCGGCUCCCCUCCAUCCUCCCCGAGGUCUCUGAUGGAAGCAGCGUACAACAGGACCCAGGCGGGUGCUAGGAGCACCGGGAGCGCACGCCGACUCCUGGCGCCCGCGGCGCUGCCGGCGCUCCGCUCCGCCGCGCCAGCGCAUCCCGGAGCCCUCGGGGCGCGGGGCCCUGCUCCUCCGGCGGGCGACAGGGAGCCUCCUAGCCCCUCCGCAGAGGCGCUGCCCGCUGACCUUUCCCUUUGCCUUGCAGCAUGGCCCUCGAGAGGCUGGGGGAAGCCCUGCGCAGCAUCCCCCCCUUGCAAAGCUCCCUGCUGCUCCUUCUCUCCCUGCUCGCCGCCAUCCACCUGGGCAAGCUCCUCCUGCAGCGGCAGCGGUGGCGGCGGCAGGGCCAGCGCCAGGCGCCGCCGGGCCCCUUCCCCUGGCCGCUGAUCGGCAACGCGGCGCAGCUGGGCAGCGCGCCGCACCUCUCCUUCGCCCGCCUGGCCAGCACCUACGGCGCCGUCUUCCAGCUGCGCCUGGGGCGCUGGCCCGUGGUGGUGCUGAACGGGGAGCGCGCCAUCCGGCAGGCGCUCGUCCGCCAGGGGACCGCCUUCGCGGGCCGCCCGCCCUUCCCCUCCUUCCAGCUGGUGUCGGGCGGGCGCAGCCUGGCCUUCGGCGGCUACUCGGAGCUGUGGAAGCUGCACCGGCGGGCGGCGCACGCCACGGUGCGCGCCUUCUCCACGGGCAGCCCCGCCACCCGCCGCUUGCUGGAGCGGCACCUGGUGGGCGAGGCGCGGGCGCUGGUGGCGCUGCUGGUGCGCGGCAGCACCGGCGGCGCCUUCCUCGACCCCUCGCGCGUCCUGGUGGUGGCCGUGGCCAACGUGAUGAGCGCCCUGUGCUUCGGCCGCCGCUACAGCCACGGCGACGGCGAGUUCCUGCGCCUCGUGGGGCGCAACGAGCAGUUCGGACGCGCCGUGGGCGCCGGCAGCCUGGUAGACGCGCUGCCCUGGCUGCAGCGCUUCCCCAGCCCCGUGCGCGCCGCCUACCGCGCCUUCCGCGACCUCAACCGCGACUUCUACGGCUUCGUGCGCGGCAAGUUCCUGCAGCACCAGCGCAGCCUGCGCCCGGGGGCCGCGCCCCGCGACAUGAUGGACGCCUUCAUCCGCCUCCAGCGGGAGCAGCCGCGGCUGCAGCUCGAGCACGUGCCCGCCACCGUCACCGACAUCUUCGGCGCCAGCCAGGACACCCUCUCCACCGCCCUGCAGUGGCUCGUCAUCUUCCUCAUCAGGUAUCCAAAAGUGCAGGCUAAAAUGCAAGAAGAAGUGGAUAGGAUUGUUGGAAGAGACCGUCUGCCAUGUGCUGAAGAUCAACCUCAUUUGCACUACGUCAUGGCUUUCUUGUAUGAAUCCAUGCGUUUCAGCAGCUUUGUGCCUGUUACUAUCCCACAUGCCACCACAACCAACACCUUCAUAAUGGGCUACCUCAUUCCCAAAGACACAGUGAUAUUUAUUAAUCAAUGGUCAGUGAAUCACGAUCCAGCAAAAUGGUCCAACCCAGAGGAUUUUGACCCAACGAGAUUCCUGGAUGAGAAUGGAUUCAUUAACAAAGAUCUUACUAGUAGCGUGAUGAUAUUCUCAUUGGGAAAACGUCGGUGUAUUGGAGAGGAGUUAUCAAAGAUGCAGCUGUUUCUCUUUACCUCCAUACUGGUGCAUCAGUGCAAUUUUACUGCUAAUCCAAAUGAGGACCCUAAAAUGGACUUUACUUAUGGGUUGACCAUUAAACCUAAGCCAUUUACCGUGAAUGUCACACUUAGAGAUACUAUGGAUUUGCUUGAUAAGGCUGUCCAAAAACUGCAAGCGGAGAAAACAGCCAAUGAAAAUCACCCAUCCGCAAAUACCUAAGCACAGAAUCUUGCAUCUAAAGAUAUUCCCUCUCUCUUUUUAGACUUAAAUAACUUAUAGUUUGUUCUGGUGAUCUUUUUGCAAAAUAGACGACAUAACAAGAUACAAGAGCAGCAAAGAAAACUGCGCAAGUCAUAAUUCAGUCUUCUUUUUUAAUUCUAGAGGCAGAGCCAAGAGAACCAUUUAAUAUAUUAAAUUACAAAACAUAUGCAAAAAUAUGCAAUUUGAAAGUAAGCUUUUUCUUUUCUAGCAUGUUCACAGAAGUUGUAAUUGUAAAGCGCUUUUUGUCUACUGACUAGUUAGAGCAUCUUCAGGAACUGUUUGUACAAUCCUUUCCAUGUCUCCAUGCUCUAUGCCUUAAGUCUAAGCUCGUCUUCAGUGAUUCCACAUUCCAAAGUGAAAUCUCAUAUUCCAAAAAAACAAAACAAAACAAAACAAAACCCCACACCUACACUCAGAACAUUGUAGCCUCCCUCUGAGUUCGCUCUUCUGGAAACUGCCAUAGGCAUAUGGCAGGUCCUGUGUUGUGACUGCUGGAGUGUACAUUAAUGCCUCCAUAAAAAACUUUCAAAUAUUUUUGAUAAAAUGCCAAUGUAAAGUCUUGCCUUUAACAUGCCAGAGUGUUUACACAUAUGACUAAAAAAAAUAGAUUUGCUUAUGAGCACAACAUUUUUAAAUUUCAUAUUCUAUGUGAGAACAGUGUGUCCUAAUCCAGUCACUUUCAAUAUGUUUUGAAAGGAAAGAUCAGAAUUGGUAUGUCACCAGUUUUCUCCAGUAAAAACAUACAUCCCCACCCCUAGGCACAUAGUAAGUCCAGUUAAAAUUCAAAUGGGCCAGGAUUUGCAGAAGUGAGAAUCUGGCGGCGGGGGGGGUAUAUUGAAACUUCUGUGCCACGUGCCUCAAAUAAUGCACACAGCAAAAACAAUUCUGCUCACUAGUCAUUCUGUUAGAUUGAGUUAAAUGGUGUAGCCGAACAUUAAUUAUGUACUUUUAGUAUGAUUUGUUUAGAACAAAGUCACAGAACAAAAACUAACGUUACAUAUCCUGAUUAAUGUACUGGUUAACUAAAGAAAAAGUACUUUUAAAACUUUCAUAAGGUAAAGAACAUCAGGUUAAAAAAAUAAAACUAUUAUUUUAAAGUAAAAUAUACACAUGAAACCUUAUGGCCUUGAAUCUCUGGCUAAUGUUUGUGCAUGCAAAGCAGCAUAUAUUUCUCUAAAAUGUGAACCCUCAUAUGUACAUAUCUGAUUUUGAAAAGUGUUGGGCAUUUCUGAGGAGCUACUGAUCACCCUCAACUACAUAUGAAACCUGUCAGAAAUAAGAGUACCUCACAUGCAGCUUGCUGUGCUCAUCUUCGCACAAAAUAAGGCCUUAGCAGACCUAGAAAAUAAGGGCACAAUCCUACAAUCUAAAGUAGCUCUGCUGAGACCUAAGCAAGUAAAGAUUUGCAGAACCGGGUCUUCUGAUAUGUGGCCAGGCAUAAUCAUGUUGACAACAGUGACAGAAUUCAUACCGACAUUGAUAGGAGCUAGAUUAAUGGCACAAUCCUCAUCUUCUUGAAAUAAGUAGAAACUUUGCUACUGAUUUCCAUAAGAACCUGAAUCAAGUCUAAAAGUACCCCUCCCUAACCACGCGUAGUGUUAAUGUACUUGUUUAAUGUCUCCAACUUCAUAUAGCAUCUAUUCUCUUUUUCAAAGCUAAAAAAGCUUUGUUGCCUACACAAGGAGUAACCUCAGGUGUUCUUCUGAAUUACGUAUAAAUCUGUGAUAUCCCAGAACUUAGCCCUAUACCUGUGAAAAGCUUUAUAAGAUAUCCAGCAUUUUCAUAUGGAGAUCUACAUUAGAUCAAACGCUAGCAAGACAUUUUUCCUUGUACCUUUGUAAGUAUCAUUGAAAAAAUAUAAAGAAUAUAACCUACAACUGAAUAGUUAUUCUAACUCAAGGAUCAGUUUUAUAUUUCAACAAAAAAGGCUUUUGCAAUUUUGUACUCUCCUUAAAGCUUUAAGUAUGCAUUGGUUACUAAUGCAAUUUUCAUUCACACUGCUGAUGUGGUUUUGUUGAUGUGUGAUGUCUGUCAGUGGGUCUCACACACUACAUAGCUGCUGGUGAAAUAAUGCCUCAUGUAAUCUGUAAAGUUAUUCAAAUUUAGUAACAUCCAUUUAGAAUGUAUGCAGUUGUUCAAUGAGAUAACUUUUGUGAUUAUUUUGAGACAGAUCAUUGUUACCAAAAUACUAAAUAAAAUUAUUCUUGUACUGCC